Molecule: messenger RNA, 3516 nt
Organism: Salvia hispanica
Lineage: Eukaryota; Viridiplantae; Streptophyta; Magnoliopsida; Lamiales; Lamiaceae
Gene: ESP3
Product: RNA helicase family protein
Cellular component (GO): intracellular anatomical structure; catalytic step 2 spliceosome
Molecular function (GO): RNA binding; ATP hydrolysis activity; helicase activity
Source: RefSeq, a predicted model, not a curated record
CCCUCCCCCACCGGCCACCGUCACCGUCGCCGCCCCUCCCCUGCCGUCGCCGCCCCUCCCCCUCUGUCGCUGUCCCCGUUGGCUGUCGAAUUGUAGUCGCUGCCUAAUUGAACGCCCCCAAUUUGGGAUUAGUUCAAAUGAGUGAGUUGAAGACAUGGGUCUCGGACAAAUUGAUGUCCCUUCUGGGAUAUUCCCAGCCUACUGUUGUCCAAUAUGUGAUAACUUUGUCUAAGAAAGCUUCAUCUCCCACUGAGAUUGUAAAUCAACUGGUCGGCUUGGGAAUCCCUUCCUCUGCUGAAACUGCCGGGUUUGCCAAAGAAAUUUUUGCCAGGGUGGAGCACAAGAGUUCAGGGCCAAAUCAAUAUCAACAGAAAGAAAGGGAGGCAGCAAUGCUUGCACGGAAACAAAAAACCUACACACUUUUGGAGGAUGACGAUGAUGAUGAUGACACAGUUCGUGUUUCUCCACCACCCAAAAACGAGGAAAGUAAAAAAAAGAAGUUCAGGAAAAGAAGCAAACCUCAGGAUGACUUAGAUGAUGAUGAUGAUGAGGUAGUAAACCAUGGGGGCAAAGAAAGACAAGUGAAGCGUCGAACUGCCCCUGAUGAAGAUGAUGGUUCCGAGUCAGAAGAAGAAAGGCUGCGGGACCAGAGAGAAAGAGAGGAGUUGGAACGUCAUAUUAGAGAACGAGAUGCGGCGGGUACCAGGAAGAUCACUGAUCAAAAGUUAUCCAAAAAGGAAGAAGAAGAGGCAAUUCGGAGAUCUGACGCUUUGGAGAAUGAUGGCAUUCAGACAUUAAGGAAAGUGUCAAGGCAAGAAUAUUUGAAGAAAAGGGAGCAAAAGAAAUUAGAAGAGCUAAGAGACGAUAUAGAAGAUGAACAAUACUUAUUUGAAGGUGUCAAGCUGACUGAAGUGGAGUACCAGGAGCUAAGAUACAAGAAACAAAUAUAUGAGCUCGUCAAACAGAGGACGGAAGAGUCUGAUUUUGCAAAUGAGUAUAAGAUGCCUGAUGCAUAUGAUGAAGAUGGUGGUGUGAAUCAGGAAAAAAGAUUUGCUGUGGCAUUGCAGCGUUACAGGGAUCCUGCUGCAGAAGAGAAGAUGAAUCCAUUUGCGGAACAAGAAGCGUGGGAGGAGCAUCAGAUUGGCAAAGCAACUCUUCAAUUUGGAUCCAAGAAUAAAAAGAAAAAGGAUGAUGAUUAUGAGUUUGUGUUUGAAGACCAAAUAGAGUUUAUAAAGGCAACAGUCAUGGAGGGUGUCAAUGUUGAGCAAGACGCAGUGCAAUCACCAGAGGCAUCUGCUGCCAAAACAGCCUUGGAAAAACUCCAGAAUGAUAGGAAGACACUUCCAAUCUAUCCUUAUAGGGAACAGCUGCUCCAAGCCGUGAAUGAUCACCAGGUUAUCGUUAUUGUUGGAGAGACAGGUUCUGGAAAAACUACACAGAUACCACAAUACCUUCAUGAAGCAGGAUACUCUGAGCGGGGAAAGAUUGGAUGUACCCAGCCGCGGCGUGUUGCUGCUAUGAGUGUUGCUGCCCGAGUUUCUCAAGAAUUGGGAGUAAAACUUGGACAUGAGGUUGGCUAUUCUAUUCGAUUUGAAGAUUGUACAUCGGAAAAGACAGUAUUAAAAUACAUGACAGAUGGAAUGCUAUUGCGUGAAUUCCUUGGUGAACCUGACCUUGCAAGUUACAGUGUAAUUAUGGUGGAUGAGGCUCACGAAAGAACUCUCUCAACGGACGUUUUGUUUGGUUUAGUUAAGGAUAUCACUCGUUUUCGCCCUGACCUCAAAUUGCUUAUAUCAAGUGCCACACUUGAUGCUGAAAAGUUCAGUGAUUAUUUUGAUUCUGCUCCAAUUUUUAAAAUACCUGGAAGAAGAUUCCCUGUUGAUAUACAUUAUACUAAGGCCCCAGAAGCUGACUACUUGGAUGCUGCCAUUGUUACUGCUCUUCAAAUUCAUGUGACACAACCACCAGGGGAUGGCGAUAUUCUAGUUUUCUUUACAGGGCAGGAGGAGAUUGAAACUGCUGAAGAGACUCUUAAGCAUAGGACUAGAGGAUUGGGGACAAAAAUUGCAGAACUAAUCAUUUGUCCAAUAUAUGCAAAUUUGCCUACAGAACUGCAGGCUAAGAUAUUCGAACCCACACCUGAAGGGGCACGUAAGGUUGUCCUGGCAACCAAUAUUGCUGAGACAUCGUUGACGAUAGAUGGGAUCAAAUAUGUCAUCGAUCCAGGUUUCUCUAAGAUGAAGUCUUACAAUCCUCGGACUGGUAUGGAAUCGUUGUUGGUGACCCCAAUAUCCAAAGCAUCAGCUAACCAGCGAGCUGGUCGAUCUGGGAGAACAGGUCCAGGACAAUGCUUUCGGUUGUAUACCGCAUAUAACUUUUAUCAUGAUCUGGAAGAUAAUACCGUUCCUGAAAUACAAAGGACUAACUUGGCCAAUGUGGUACUCAUGCUCAAGAGCCUUGGCAUCAACGACCUGCUCAACUUUGACUUCAUGGACCCUCCUCCAUCUGAAGCUUUGCUGAAGGCCUUGGAAUUACUCUAUGCUCUAAGUGCACUUAACAAACAUGGUGAGCUGACAAAAAUCGGCAGGAGGAUGUCUGAGUUUCCACUUGAUCCCAUGCUAUCGAAGAUGAUUGUUGCUUCCGAGAAAUAUAGUUGUUCUGACGAGAUCAUAUCUAUUGCUGCUAUGUUAUCUGUUGGAAACUCAAUCUUUUACCGUCCUAAGGACAAACAAGUUCAUGCAGACAAUGCACGCUUGAACUUCCACAUGGGAAAUGUCGGAGACCAUAUUGCAUUGCUGAAGGUUUUUAGCUCAUGGAAGGAAACCAAUUUCUCGACUCAGUGGUGCUAUGAGAAUUAUAUCCAGGUUAGGAGCAUGAAGAGAGCUAGAGAUAUCCGUGAUCAGCUGGAGGGGUUGCUGGAAAGGGUUGAGAUCGAGUUAUCUUCAAAUAUGAAUGAUUUCGAUGCAAUAAAGAAAGCUAUAACGUCUGGGUUUUUUCCACACUCAGCAAAAAUACAAAAGAAUGGAUCUUAUAGAACUGUCAAGCAUCCACAGACUGUUCAUAUUCACCCAAGCUCUGGUUUAGCACAGGUGCUUCCAAGAUGGGUCGUAUACCAUGAAUUGGUUCUAACAACUAAGGAGUAUAUGCGGCAGGUGACCGAGCUAAAGCCAGAAUGGCUGGUGGAAAUAGCUCCUCACUUCUAUCAAAUGAAAGACGUGGAGGAUGCUGCGGCGAAGAAAAUGCCACGUGGUGAGGGUAGGGCAUUGAAAGAUUGAACCUUGACUCUCCAUGUGUGUAAAUAUAAAUUUCAUGUGCUAUAAUACAGAAGCUCUGAAUUUUGUCUAGCAGAUUAUAUUUCGAAUCUUGAACACCAAUUACUAACAGAAAUGUAGGUGUUAGUCUAACUAGAUUCUAACAUGUUUACUAGAUGUGUUUGUAAUGUAGUUUUCACUUGUUGUAAGAAAUUGGCAUGUUUGUCAUAUUGCUGAGAAACUAACCUAUCGUUUUUCGGAUCCA